Haliotis rufescens (red abalone) is the source of this 3349-nucleotide messenger RNA. Its product is annotated as neurofilament heavy polypeptide-like. The transcript is spliced from 9 exons. The record is from RefSeq and is a predicted model, not a curated record. NCBI's taxonomy places the organism in Eukaryota, Metazoa, Mollusca, Gastropoda, Lepetellida, Haliotidae. Bases 134 to 1426 code for a protein of 430 amino acids.
GCACACAGAAAGUGAUGACGUGACCAGCAGUAGCUACGUCAGCAUGUGGUGAUAGAAAAUUGGUUUACUUUUCUGUUAUCCCAUAUUUUACAGUCUUUAUCAAGUAUCUUGCAGUAAAUGACAUUGUUUUAAAAUGGAAGUCACGGAGGUGGUGUCUCUCCAUGUUGCUUUGCCUGUUUUAGGCGUUGUUUUCUGUGCUUUCCUUGUUUUUGCGUUCGGUUUCAAGUCGCCAGCACAGCCACCAAGCUUUGACUUCGAUGAUGACAAGAAGCAGAGAGAAAAGAGGUCGAAAAGAAGCAAGGUGAAGAGUUCUGCCAAUGGCCAUGUCGCAAUUGGCAUUGCUGAUGAGAACACAACCUCAUCCAAAUCAGCCUCUCCCAAAGUGUCUGCCAAACAGUCCAGUGCAAGUAACACAAGCAAGUCAAAGACACCUGAAGCAAAAUCUCCCAAGUCAGACAAAAAUGAUAAAAAGCAGGCCAAGAAGCAGUCAGCCAAAGAGGAAGCGAAGAGCAAAUCCAAGCCAGUAGUAGAAGAUGAUGCAGCAGAUGGAUGGGUUACAAAGACUUCUCGCAAAGUGAAGAAGCAGAAAGGCAGCAAAGAUGAGAAAGCUGACAACAGCUCUGACGAGCGCAGCAAGCCCAGCACCUCGGAAGACAAACCAGCCCCGGAGGUGAAGCAGGAAACUACGGUCGUUCAGACCGAGACGGAGGUCAGCCCGAAAGGUCAGCGUCCAGCUAAGAACAAGAAAUCGCCAAAGAAUGAGAAAGACAGCGAGGAGCCAGUGAAGGUUGCUGAGCCCAAGACAGCAGCUCCACCAUCGGCACCGGCACCGGCACCGGCACCGGCACCGGCACCGGCACCGAAACAAGACAAGCCAGCGGAAGCUGCCCCUCCCCCAAAGAUGGCACCAAAAGAAGCUGAAUUUACAGAUGUAAGCCCAAAGAAAAAGUCAAAAUCUAAAAAGGAUAAUAAAAAAGGCAGUCCUACUCCUGAGGGCAAACCCUCCGAAGUUCAGGACAUUCCCAAACCUGUGGAGCCUGAGGUCAAGGUCACUCCCCAGCAGCCACAGGAAGAACCCAAAAUAGUUAAGAGUCCAAAAAAGAAAAAGAAUAAGGAGUCUUCCCCAGAUAAAACUGACAAGGUUUUACAAGCUAAUAGUGAAAAUAAAGGUUCACCAGAAAAAAAUAAAACUGAUAAAAAGUCUAUAGCUGAGCCGCCUGAGAAGAGUAAAAAGACAGCAUCUGAGCCGCCAUCAGCCCCAGAUGCAGCCACUGCUGCCAAGGGCGAUGUGGGAGGUGCUGCUGGUGGUGAUGCGGCCAAGGCGGAGGCAACGAAACCUGUCACAUUUGAUGAGAUGGGUGGAACUGGAGAUUCUUGGGAAGCUGUUCCUAAAAGUAAAAAGAAGAGAUCCCGUCGUGAAAACUAGGAACACUCAAGAUAAAUAUUGCUGCCAUGGUGAUGUGCAGUGGGGAGAACAAGAGCUGUCUCCCCUUACCUCAGAUGUACUGGAAGAAGGCCAGCCUAUGCUCAUGUUCUCAGACAAAGUUUUGUUGGGGGGGAAGAGGGGCCAACUAUAUUUUUGUGUUACAAAUGAUCUAGUCAGCCAUAUAUUUAGUCGUAAAGAUGCUACUGUGAUAGGUAAACUGGAGGCUGGUCGAAGAAGAUAUCUUUUCUAUUGUAGAUUACUUACCAUUUGGGUUUUCACUUUCCGAAGUUUAAAUAGGGAGUGUCAGGUGACAUGGUGCUUUAAAACAUAUUUUUAUGAUUACUUAGAGAGAAAAGUAUGCAUUGUAUUUUGCUUUCACAUUUCAUUCUCAUCAUGCUUAUAUUGUAAAAUAAAUCUUUGAGUUCAUGCCUCAAACAAGGGAGGUAAGUGUGUCUCCUGUUAACUAAUCUUAAAUGGCCUUCUAAUGCAAUUGUCUUGAUAAGGGUUCAUAUAUGUGAUUGUUCUCGUCCAAUCAUCUUCAUCGUGAUCUCACCGAUGAAGAGAUAUCUUCUUCAACUGGUUGGGAUGUAACGUUCUCCACUGAUAGCAGCCCCCUGCACAGGUGUAGUGUUGUGUACUCCUGUACAGUGUUGAGUCUACGUGACACAAUGUAGGGUCUAUGUGACACAAUAUAGUCUCUACAUGACACAAUGUAGGGUCUAUGUGACACAAUAUAGUCUCUACAUGACACAAUGUAGGGUCUACGUGACACAAUAUAGUCUCUACGUGACACAAUGUAGGGUCUAUGUGACACAAUAUAGUCUCUACGUGACACAAUGUAGGGUCUACGUGACACAAUAUAGUCUCUACGUGACACAAUGUAGUGUCUAUGUGACACAAUAUAGUCCCUGCAUGACACAUUGUAAGGUCUACGUGACAGUGUUGAGUCUGUGACACAAUGUAGGGUCUACAUGACACAAUGUAAUCUCUAUGUGACACAAUGUAGGGUCUGUGACACUAUGUUGAGUCUAUGUGACACAAUGUAGGGUCUACGUGACACAAUGUAGAGUCUAAGUGACCCACAAUGUAAGGUCUGUGAGAGACAACGGCUGUUCAGUAUUUCAUUGAUAUUGUUUCCUGGACCAAGUCCAUUCACUCAGUAAUAGGGACCACUGUCGACAUGAAUAAUUCCUAUUCCUGCAGGGUGGACCCAACGUAAACGUGAAAGCUCAACUCAUGCUUGUUCUGAUUCUGCGCAGGAUUUGAUUCAAACUGACUCCUAAAAAAUAGAUUGCCUAACCAUUUGUUUUAAUUGUGGGGGUAGAUCUGCCUGAUUACCAUGUGGAAUCUUCGAUACUUUGACAAGCGUGUAUUGUUGACGGAAUAUUUCAGUCAGUCCAUUGGUUGUGAGACAUCAUUACAGGUGGUGUUGGGAAACAUGCAUGUUUAAAUGUAAUUGGGGAGAUAUAGACGAGAAUGUGCCAAAGCAGGUAUUGAAGGGUGCCAAACUCACAAAGCAUCAAUCUCAUUCAAAUCAGAUUAUUGCUAAACAAAGAUCUGAGGACAUUCCAUUACGGGUCAUGUCAGAACGACCUUUCAUCCGACCAAUCAAAGCGCUUACAAGAUCAUGAAAGUGACAGUCGGAAUGUGGUUUCUAAUCAUGCAACCUUGAAAACGUUUUCAUGGGGUAUUCCCAACGACAGUUAUGGCCCGUACGACUGAUUCCGUCAAAAUUAUCGUCUAUCUCUCGCUUCUAUGGUAUAAACAUUUAAACGGAAGAGGCAUUGCACAGUAUGUAGGAAGCACUGCCAUACAAUCUCAACCAUAUAUUAGACAUUCAGGAAUGUUUGUUUUUUCAGUUUUCAAAAUUUUAAUCGAUAACACUGACAACAUAUCUGAAAUGGAAGUCGCCAGGUUGAAACA